Molecule: messenger RNA, 1732 nt
Organism: Aphanomyces astaci
Lineage: Eukaryota; Oomycota; Saprolegniomycetes; Saprolegniales; Verrucalvaceae
Exons: 2
Coding region: 137-1732 (531 amino acids)
Biological process (GO): proteolysis
Molecular function (GO): serine-type carboxypeptidase activity
Source: RefSeq, a predicted model, not a curated record
UUUCUAUGUUGACUCUCCCUAAGACUACAGUGUCGUGGUGCAAUUACCACUACUAAUCAGUCCCAUCUAGCAACCCAAUCAAAUCAUCUUGAGCCUCCCUUUCUAUCGCAGUUGUCAACUUCCCCCACAAGCCAACAUGCUCACUGCUGCCAUGUGGAGCGCUGCCAUUGGCCUAGCUUCCGUGCUUGCCACUGCCUCCCACAAAGUCAAGUCGCUGCCUCAUUACAACGACACCAAGCCCAUCAACUUUGAUCAGUAUGCCGGCCACAUUCCGCUGCCCAGCAACGGCCAAAACAUGUUUUACUGGCUCGUGGAGUCCGAGUCCAAUCCAUCCAUGGACCCGCUGGUGCUGUGGCUCAAUGGUGGCCCUGGCUGCUCGUCUCUCAAUGGCUUCUUUGUCGAGUUGGGUCCAUUUGUCGUCCAGAGUGACUUGAGCGUCAAACGCAAUCCGUACGCGUGGAACCGCAAGGCCAACAUGGUGUUCUUGGACUCCCCGGCGGGCGUCGGCUUUAGCCAGCCGCUUCUCAACGCGUCCGAGUACACCGACGACGUGACUACCGCUCGAUCGUACGAAUUUCUUGAGCAAUUUCUCGAGCUGUACCCUCAAUACAAGAACCGCGACUUUUACAUUACGGGCGAGAGCUACGCCGGUAUGUACAUUCCGUUCCUUGUGCACAAACUCGUCACAGACCCCGUGGAGAACCUCCACUUGACAGGGUUUGCCAUUGGCAACCCGUCCACGGACCAAAAACUUGACGACGGGUCGUACAUGGAUUACUACUACAGCCAUGGGCUCGUGUCUAUUGAAACAUACCGAGCGAUUCAAAACAACUGCCAACCGUCCGAGUUAUGGCUAUGCCAAGACGGACACCCUGGCUGCUCGGCUUUGUGUGCUACCACCUAUGCAGCCGCGGAACUAAGCAUCGACUUUGACGAGAUGACUCCGUACUACAUUUACGGCGACAUUUGCCUCCUUCAAGCCAACCAGACAAAAGCGCUCCAGCACCAGAAGAACCACAUGAUACGGCCGCUCACUCAUCGCGGCACCAUUGGGCCUUGUACCGAUACCUUCACGACCUUGUACUUGAACCAGCCCCAAGUAUUGGAUGCGAUUCACGCCAGCGGUGGCAACUCAUGGUCUGUCUGCAAUCGUAACGUGAGUCGGCGCUAUACGUUGAGCUUAUCCUCUCUGGACAAGUACCCCACGAUCCUUCAAGCUGGCUUGAAAGGUCUCAUCUACAGCGGCGAUGCCGACGCCAUUGUCAACUUUAUCGGCACCCAGCGCUGGCUAACGGACGAUGGGCUUAACCUGACCGUGGUGGAGAAGUGGCAGGCUUGGUUUGACCCAGAUAAUCAACUGGCGGGGUACACUGAACGGUACACCAACUUGACGUUUACGACGGUCAAGGGCGCGGGCCACAUGGUGCCUGCCACGAGACCGCUGCAUGCAUUGUACUUGUUCGAGUGUUUUGUGCACGGUCAAGUGGCGUGCGACUCGUUUGAGUACCCGAAAGACCCCACCGAGUACUUGAGUGGCGCCGACUUGACGGCCCCUACAACCAGCGGACAAGAGGAUGCCGCGGGAGUGGUGGUGUGGUGGUGGCUCGGGAUUGCGGCGGCUGUGGCGGUCGGUAUGGCUGUAGUCGUGGUGGUGCUCAAGAAGACUCAAAAAGACAAGAAGUUGCAGUACGUUCAACUCAACUCAGGGACGGCCAAACCAGUUUACUCGUAA